Molecule: messenger RNA, 939 nt
Organism: Dromaius novaehollandiae (emu)
Lineage: Eukaryota; Metazoa; Chordata; Aves; Casuariiformes; Dromaiidae
Product: olfactory receptor 5V1-like
Exons: 1
Coding region: 1-939 (312 amino acids)
Biological process (GO): G protein-coupled receptor signaling pathway
Cellular component (GO): membrane
Molecular function (GO): odorant binding; G protein-coupled receptor activity; olfactory receptor activity
Source: RefSeq, a predicted model, not a curated record
AUGGAAAACCAAACGACUGCAAGUGAGUUUGUUCUCUUGGGACUUACACGUGACCCACACCUUCAAAGGUUCCUGUUCCUUGGGUUUUUAGUUAUUUACUUCAUUACUCUGUUUGGAAAUAUGGUGAUCAUGAUUGUGAUAAGUACUGAUUCCCACCUUCACUCCCCUAUGUACUUCUUUCUCUUUCACUUAGCCCUCAUUGACAUCUGUUAUGCCACCACCAUUGUCCCUAAGAUGCUGGUGAAUUUUCUAGUGAAGCAUAAAACCAUUGGUUUCAGUGGCUGUAUUACCCAGAUGUCCUUCAUCCUUCUCUCAGCUGGUAGUGAAAUUUUCAUGCUCUCAGCAAUGGCAUAUGACCGAUACGUUGCCAUCUGUAAGCCACUGCACUACCAAGCAGCUAUGAGUAAAGUCUUCUGUAGCCAGCUGGUGGGGGGCGCAUGGGUGAUGGGGAUCUUACACUCCAUUAUAAACACAGUGCCUAUGUUAAAUGUGCAGUUCUGCAAGUACACAGAAAUCAAGCAUUUCAGUUGUGAGCUGCCACCUCUCUUAACUGCUGCCUGCAGUGAGACCUUCCUCAAUAAACUGGUUCUUCUGUCUUCUGCUGUGAUCUUCGGGUCAAGCUCCUUCCUGCUCACACUCAUCUCCUACAUCUAUAUCAUCUCUACUAUCUUGAAGAUACAGUCCUCAAAGGGGAAGCAGAAAGCUUUCUCCACUUGCAGUUCACACCUCAUGGUAGUGGCUUUGCUGUACACAACUGCUCUGUUUCAGUACACAAAACCCAGCUCAGUCUCGUCCGUCAUUCUAGAUCAAAUGUUCUCCUUCCAGUACAGUAUUUUAACCCCCAUGUUAAAUCCCAUUAUCUACAGCCUGAAAAAUAAAGAUGUGAAAACAGCUUUGGGCAGAAUAUCAGGGAAAAUUCAAGUUUCACAAUUAGUGUAA